AUGGGAGUUGACGAGGGGCUUGUCCUUGGGCUACCUCAAUACGGUGUUAUCAUUGACGUCGUCGUUGUCAUCUCUGUUUCUCACCGUCGCCCGCUCUGCCAUCUAACCACUGUUGUGCUGCGCUGUCACGAAGUAAUAAGGCUCGGACAACAACUUACCUCUGUACUGCCAGCAAUUUCUUUGAUAGUUUGGAUUAUCAUCACUCCACCCAUCGCAAGCAAGACAAGACAAGCCAGACGGAAUUCUACAACGCCGCCGCUAGAAUAA
This is a messenger RNA of Morchella importuna, 267 nucleotides long. RefSeq lists its product as uncharacterized. Lineage: Eukaryota; Fungi; Ascomycota; Pezizomycetes; Pezizales; Morchellaceae. Bases 1 to 267 code for a protein of 88 amino acids. The record is from RefSeq and is a predicted model, not a curated record. The transcript has 3 exons.